CUUGGAAUUCCCGGCCCACACUGGCAGAAUCUCAAGUAAGCAGCUUGCGGCGCGUUACCGCCUUUUAUAAACAAAUCAACACAACUGCCCCUCGAUCCGGCUUCCCCUCCAACACCAGUGUCAACACACAUUGACCCAUCAAAAGUCACCAUGGUCUACACAAUCGUUGUCCACAUGCGCGCCAAGCCCGACGAGGAGAGCAUCUCCAAGCUGGCCGCAAAGCUCCAGGAGGCAUCCGCCGUGUACUCCAAGGACAAGGAGACUCUGUCCUGGUUCGUGAUGCAGUCGGUCCACGAUAAGCAAGACUUCACCAUCGUCGAGCGCUACCUGAACGAGGGGUCCCAGAAGUAUCACCUGGAGAACCCGUACUGGAAGACCUUCGACCCCUAUGUGAUUCCGCUGCUGGAGAAGCCGAUGGAUCUGCGACGCUUUGAGGAGAUGGAGCCGUCUGCUUAGGCUGAGGUGAUGAUCAACUUCAGCGUAUCCGGUUGGAGGACGGAUGAUAGCUGGGCUAUGUUAGUUGGAGGUUGUUGGCUUUUGUGUAUAUAAUGAGGAGUCUCUAUGCUGCAUAUCUCAUGCGCAGCUGAUCAACUUGCGCACAAAACCAAUACCAACACAUGCAAUUCAUGGACUAAAACGGAUAUUACCUGGC
This is a messenger RNA of Aspergillus calidoustus, 652 nucleotides long. The record is from the annotation of a GenBank genome assembly. Lineage: Eukaryota; Fungi; Ascomycota; Eurotiomycetes; Eurotiales; Aspergillaceae.